GGUGAGGCUGAUCUGACAGGUUUCAGAAGCCAGGGGCAAUAGGGCGGAGCGUAGCUCUGACUUAGGGUGGCAACGGGUUGGGGGCCUUGCCACACACAGAGCGAGCAGGCAGAAGACAGGUUUGCUGGUAUUUUCUUCCUGCUGCAGCCAGCCCGGGUAUAGGCAUGGAGACUGCUGGAGGGUGACGGCAGCUAGUUAGGUGGGCAUGUUUGGAGGCCUAGGGCCUGGGGGUCUGGGAGCCCAGGGCAUGGCGGGACCCCUGCGAGGGAGGGUGGAGGAGCUGAAGCGGCCGUGGUGGCGGGAGAGCGCCCCACUGGUGCUACAGCACAGCGAGGCCGCCCGGCUGGCGACCGACGCCCUCCUCGAACGGGGUGAGGCUGCCUACCUGCGGGUCAUUUCAGAGGAGCGGGAACUGCCCUUCCUGAGCAGCCUGGAUGUGGACUACAUGACCAGCCAUGUGCAUGGGACUCCUGAGCUCGGAGAAGCCCAGGGACUGGAGGCCUCAGGGCCAGACCGCCUCAGCCUACUCUCCGAAGUCACCUCAGGCACCUACUUUCCCAUGGCCUCCGACAUAGACCCCCCAGACCUGGACUUGGGCUGGCCUGAGGUGCCACAGGCCACAGGCUUCAGCCCUACCCAAGCUGUGGUCCACUUCCAGCGGGACAAGAGCAAGAACAUCAAAGACCUUCUGCGUUUCCUCUUUAGCCAGGCACGCAUGGUGGUGGCUGUGGUGAUGGACGUCUUCACCGACAUGGAGCUUCUCUGUGACCUCAUAGAGGCCUCCAGCCGGCGUGGUGUCCCUGUCUACCUGCUUCUGGCUCAGGAGCACCUGCGGCACUUCCUGGAAAUGUGCUACAAGAUGGACCUCAAUGCGGGACACCUGCCGAACAUGCGUGUGCGGAGCACAUGUGGGGACACAUACUGCAGCAAGGCAGGGCGCCGCUUCACCGGGCAGGCUCUGGAGAAGUUCAUCAUCAUCGACUGUGAGCAGGUGGUGGCCGGCAGCUACAGCUUCACCUGGCUUUGCAGCCAGGCCCACACUAGCAUGGUCCUGCAGCUGAGGGGCCGCAUCGUGGAAGACUUUGACCGGGAGUUCCGCUGUCUGUAUGCUGAAUCACGGCCUGUGGAGGGCUUCUGUGUCGGUGAGGAUGCCAGGGCACAGUGCCCUCCUCCGGUGGCCCUGGCCUUCAGGCAUGGCAUCCCGAGCCCCAUAUCCUCAUCGCCCUCCAGCACCAGCCUCAACAGCAUCAAGUGCUCCCCUCUCAUGGGCCGCUCCUCCUACCUCGCUCUACCAGGGGAUGGUGGCUGCAGUGACACGGGUAUGGGGUCCUCUUCCCCAGGCCCUGCCCGUUGUGAGGCCAGUGGCCAGUCCUCCCUGCAACGCCAGCUGUCAGAUCUUAACCAUGGCUCCCUACCAGGGCCCUACAGGGCCAACCUGGGCAAGCUGGGGGCAUCUCCAUGGUCCCAGUCCUCCCCUGCCCUCAACCACAAUGGCACCAGUCUCUUGACCCGGGCAGUGGGGUCACCUCUGCUUGCUCGCCCACGCCCCCUCCUCCCCUUGCCCCGGGGUGGCCCAGCCCUGUCCCGGCUCCCAGAGAAUGGGCUCCUGGGAAGCCAGGAGCCUAGCCCCCCACGAGGUCGCUGGGUACCUGGCAACCUGGAGGAGAAGAAGGUGUCUCUGAGUCAGAGCCAUGGCCAGCUGGAUCUCCUCGUCCCCUUCUCCAGAGCCCAAGAAGCAGGAGGCCCUAAUGCUGGGGUUACUGCCAAUUCAGACUCCCUUUGGCCUGGUGAGAAGGCCCCAGAGGACAGGAGGUUGUCCCCAAAACAGAGAUACAACCAGCGGGAUCUCCUGCCUCGGGCCCAGGAUGCUGGGGGUGCCCCUGAGUCAGGUUCCCCCAGACCUGGCAAUCGGACACCAGAGGAGAAGAGGCUGUCUCCAAACCACAACUAUGGCCAAUUGGACCUCCUGGUACAGUACCCCAAGGCCAGGGGCUCCAGAGUGCCCCCUGAACCCAACUCCUCAGCCAGGGCUGGCAAGCAGGGUCCAGAUGAGCGACGGCAGACCUUAGGCCACAGCCAGCUGGAUCUCAUCACAAAGUUUGGCCCAUUCCGGGCUGAGGGGCCUGGGCCCAAUGGUCUCCCUGGACCGAAUCCUGCUCGCAAACCUGGAGUAGGCUCUGGAGAUGAGAAGCGGCUGACUUUGGGCCAUAGCAAACUGGACCUCAUCACCAAGUACCAUCAGUUGCAGGGUGCCAGGCAGGGACCUGAACCUGGCCUCGCCGGCGGCCCUGCAGGUGGUCAUUGCAAUGGUAGUAGCAGUGGCCCAUUUAGGGAUGAGAAACGGCUGACCCUGGGCCACAGCAAACUGGACCUCAUCACUAAGUACAACAAGUCUAAGUUCAAGCUGCUCAGAAGCCGCUUUGAGUCCUAGUCUUGCUACCAGCAGGGACACGUCCCUCCUCCAUCCACUGAGACUAGAUUUUCUCUGGGUGGGAGCUCAGGCAGGGGCUGCAUGAGGAGGAGAGGGUGUCUAGAAGUCCAGGUCAGACACUCCCUGGGCUCAAGAUUCUGGCUUAGACACACACACACACACACACACACGCACACACACACGGAACCCACUGUGCUGGGCACUUCACACCAGUUACUUCGCAUCCUUCAUCUUCAUAAAAUCCUAUAAGAUAGACCUCUAGUAGGUAUACAUUUCUAGGAUUAGAGCAAUGUAGGAUUAUCCUCCCUAUUUUAUAAAUGUGGAAGCUGAGGCCCAGAGAGUUUAACUUGCUUGGAAUCAGGUCUAAGUAAGUGGCAGAGUAGGAGCCCAAACCUGUGUCUCUGACUCUUAAGAUUGUGGUUUUUUUGCACAGACAUAACAUACAAUAUCAACAGUUCAUGUGUUCCCAUGCACACAAAAUACAUACAUCACAGAGAUGCCCCAAAUGCCUGCACAAUAUACAUAGCACACUGACAGGGUUCACACCCACAAGCUGCACACACAUAGACACAAUAAAUGUCAUUUGGCUAAAUGAAGGGCUGCACAAGAUACAUAUAUUCAGUCACAUUGUAGACCCCUUAGGAUCCAGAGACGAUAAAUAAACACACACACACACACACACACACACAAUGUACCAACCAGUAUUUUCUUGUUCCUAAGCUGUGCACCCAGCCCUGCUGGGCAAGCCAUAGAGUUGACAAAUGGAUCAGACACAGUCCCUGAAUUAAAUGCAUAAACCACUGGCCAGCAAGACAAGGCUGUGUCUAAUUAAAGGCUAACCAAUGACCGAGGGUGGUAAAGAAUGAAGGGUAGAGAGCUGUGGUGACGGUGGAGUGGUGAGGAAAGUUUCUUAGAGGACGCCGCCUUUGAGCCAGGCCUUCAGGGGUGGGGAGGAUUUAGACAGGUGGAGGAGAGCGUUAGAGGAAUUCCUGGGAGAGGGAAGCAGGUGAAGAAA
Messenger RNA from Rhinolophus ferrumequinum (greater horseshoe bat), 3446 nucleotides. RefSeq names its product family with sequence similarity 83 member C (gene SACK1C). Gene Ontology annotation, biological process: epidermal growth factor receptor signaling pathway. The transcript has 4 exons. The coding region runs from base 206 to 2431 and encodes 741 amino acids. Lineage: Eukaryota; Metazoa; Chordata; Mammalia; Chiroptera; Rhinolophidae. The record is from RefSeq and is a predicted model, not a curated record.